UCAAAAAAAAAAACAAAACUCACUUAUUAUGAAACAGUACUUUCUGUUGGGUUCUGCCUGGUUUAUAGCAAGUAUUUUUGUUUAUCUUUAUCAGUAAAUGUUUCCAUGGUGUACAAUGCUUCAACAGAGAAUCUUUCUCCAAAAAAAGGUCCAAUUCCAGUAAUAAGCAACAUAGUGUCAUUUGCAGAUGCUCAACUUGACCUGCCCAUUGUGAACACUGAUUUCUUCCAAGGUACAGUUUCUUCAGUAACUACAAAUGUCAGUAUAGAUAGCUUACCAGGUGAAUCCGGUAGUGGUGUUGUUAAUAUUGUAGAACAGGCAAGCCUCUUGCCCUUUUCAUCCAUGAUCAGUCAGGAUGCUGCUGCUCCCAGUGUGGAAGUACAGAGCCGUGUUGUGUCAAACCAGGAUCCUACAUACAGUAUGGAAUCUAUGAAAGUAAAUGAUGGACUGUGUCACCCAAAAUUUACAUCCAGAAUACAAAAAAAUAAAGAUAAAUCACAGAAUGUUAGAAAAUCUUGGCAUUCAAAUUUCCAGCAUUUGGAUAACAGUGCUAAGAAAGAUGUAACAUUCUGCUAUUCUUGCCAGUUGUUCUACCAGAAAAGUUUUACCUAUAGGGGAGAAUCAUUUGCAAACCAAGAAACUCCUAAUUAGAAAAAAAUUAUGGAAAAUUUCAGAAAGCAUGAAAAAAGUGACAUGCAUUUAAGGUCAUUGCAGUUUUGGAGGCAAUACCAGUUUUGUGAUGAAGCUGUUCAUAAUAAUGUGUCCCUCCAUUCAAAACAGAUUGAGGCAAAUAGAAAGUACCUAAAACUUAUCAUUGAAAAAUUUCUUGGAAAACAGUGUUUACUCUUAGAAGGAAAUGGUCAGUCUAUUUCAUCUGUGAAUAAAGGCAAUUUUUUAGAAUUGUUAGAGAUUAGAGCAAAAGAUAAAGGAGAAGUGUUUCAACUUUUGAGUUCACAAGUUGAUUUCUAUUUCUAUGAUAGUACACAAAUCCAAAGUGAUAUUAUUGACACUAUCAAAGCCGAAAUAUUGCAGGAUAUUGUGAAUGAGAUCAAUGAAGCCUCAGCUUUUUCAAUAAUAUGUGAGGAGACAUCCAACAGUGCCAUUAAAGGACAGUUUUCCGAGUGUGUGAGAUACCCACAGAAAACACCAAAGACUGUCUUAAUUAAAGAAAGGUUCCUGUAUUUUGUUGAUAUUGAGGAGAUGACUGGGAUUCAUGUGCGCAGGAGUAUCAAAAAUUACCUGCAGCAAAUUGGAGUUGAUUUUAAUAAAAUAUGUGGCCAAGCCUAUGAGAGUGCCACAAAUUCGAGGGUAAAAUUUAAUAAAUUUGCAGGAGAAUUCAAGAAGGAAGAGCCAAGAGCUUUGUAUAUACAUUGUUACGCACAUUUUUUUGAAUUAACAGUAAUUAGAUUUUGUAAAGAAGUAAAAGUCCGGCAAGCUCUGAAUGCACUCAGUUCUUUGUUCAACACUAUUCAUAUGUCUGGAGAAAUGUUGGCACAUUUUCAAAACAUUUGUAAGGUAAAUCAAAACAAAACAUGUAAAAAACACACAUCACAGUCAUGUUGGACAGUUCAUGAUCAUGUGUUACUGUCUGUGAUUGGCAAUCUUCCAGGGAUUAUUGAAACAUUGCAAUUUGUGUCAGGCGGGUCCUCAAGCACAGCUGUGGCUGAUAAAGAGUUGUUGACAUUGGUUUCCAAGUUUGAAUUUAUCUUUUGUUUGAAAUUUCUUUAUUGAGUGCUCGGUGUUACAGGAAUUCUUUCCAGAGAGCUUCAAAGUCAAAUCAUAGAUAUUUUUUCUUCAAAAAUAGAAGCAAUUUUGGAAUGUUUAUCUUCUGAAAGAAACUAUGUAUAUUUCAAAACUAUAUGGGAUGAAGCAGAAGAAAUAUGUAAAAAAAUAACCAGUAAAGGUUUUUAAACUAUCUCGGUUAAGUGACCUAACCUAAGCUACUCCAUUCUGUCAGAGAACACCCAUUUCAGGUGUGUUCCCUUCCCUUGUUUGAAAUACCCAGAAGGGAGAGGCUACGUGAGUUUCAAGAAAUGGCCUAACCCGCAAAACUAUAAGAUAUUCCAUAAGUUCUAACCUAGACCCACACCUGGAUAACUGCUUAUCUUGCUUCUGUGAAGUUGCUUGGCUUGCUCAAACCCAUGCCCGAGUGAUAACCGAAUGUAGAAUGGAAAAUUCAGUUUGCUGUGUUUUAAUUUUUUGCUGUGCUGCAUAAACCUGAUUGGCCCACGGAUGUCCUGUUCAAACCAUGUCUUCUGUAAUCCUAUAAAAGCUCUGGUGUUCAGGGCUGCCUCUAACCCCGAA
Messenger RNA from Nannospalax galili (Upper Galilee mountains blind mole rat), 2304 nucleotides. It is a transcript of the gene Zmym1, whose product is annotated as zinc finger MYM-type containing 1. NCBI's taxonomy places the organism in Eukaryota, Metazoa, Chordata, Mammalia, Rodentia, Spalacidae. The record is from RefSeq and is a predicted model, not a curated record.